Messenger RNA from Rangifer tarandus platyrhynchus (Svalbard reindeer), 375 nucleotides. The record is from the annotation of a GenBank genome assembly. NCBI's taxonomy places the organism in Eukaryota, Metazoa, Chordata, Mammalia, Artiodactyla, Cervidae.
AUGGAGACGGCACGCACCCCACCCCCUCCCAGGCCGAGGGUCUCGAGCUCGAGCUCGGAGUCUCCAGUUCUCUCCUCUCCCCCCACCCCCGCCCUCGCACUUCAACCGAGAUCUUGCAUCGCCCCCUGGCGGCCUAGCUCGGAACUGAGCCAGGGUCGAAAACGGCAAGGGGCUGCCCGCGGCGAAAUCGCUGAGGGCUCUGGGGAGCCAGCUUGCUACUGGGUCCUGCUCCCAGCGGCCGGGGCGCGGGGACAGUGGCCUCAGUCCGCCCGUCUUUCUUCACUGACGCAGAGACCUUGCCGAGCGGACGCGUCUAUCUCCCCGCCUCGCGCCAGCCUCAGCCCAGGUGGGUCUCGGGUUACUCGAUGGGAGUGA